AUGGAGAGAGAGAAGAGGAAUGAUACGUCCUUCUCCAGAAAGAGAAGUUUCACUUUUGGGGCAUAUGGAAGCGUGGACAGAUUCACAUGUGGGGAUGAGACGAGACCAGAGGACAACCUACUGAACAUCCUGGACUCUCCUGCCAUUGAAAGCAAGCCUUUCCUCUCUGCCAGCAGCAAACAGAGGGAGACAGAGCUGUUUGAAAUCAUUGAAAAGCUGCAGGGCAGCAGGAUCGAUGAGCAGCGGUGUCAAUUCCCUCUACCUCUGAAGACUCAACUUUUAACGAUAGGUGGAGAACUGCCGCUUAUCCUUCUUUCGAAGUCAGGGGGCUACUGGGUAGACCCCCCACUGGAGAGGCUUGUAGAUGCAAGUCCCACCUCUUCCUAUUAUGGACUCCAUCCAGAGAGCUACGACAUCAUGGAGAGAGACGGCGAGGCCAAAAUCUACCACGAGUUUUUCCGCUCACGAUACCACCACUCUUUCACAGCAGUGGAUCAAUCUUUGGGGCCACUGGUUCUCUCUGUGUGUUUGGAGGAAGAGGAGAAUAAACUACGGGUGAUACUAAGAAUGAAGGAGUGCUCUCUGCAUGGAGUUUUCUCUGUGUCACUUUUCCCCAGCAUCCCAUCUGCGGUUGAAUUAGCAAAGAUGCUCUGUGACAGAGUGACUGUCUCAAAGUUUGAAGUGGUCAGCUACCUCAAGGCUCCAGAGCUAAUAACUGCAUUUGAUGAGCACAGAGUGUCUCCUAAUUUCAAGUUUGGCGUAUUGUACCAAACUGACGGGCAGUUCACCGAGCAGGACAUACUCGGUAACAAUGAGGAAAGUGAUGAGUUUAAGGAGUUCCUGUCUAUUUUGGGAGAGACUAUUCAGCUGCAAGGCUUUAAUGGGUUCAGAGGCGGUCUAGAUGUGUGUCAUGGCCAAACAGGAAAUGAAGCAGUCUUCACUUCCUUUCACAGAAGAGAAAUCAUGUUCCAUGUCGCAACUAAACUGCCCUUCACAGAGGGCGACCCACAGCAGUUACAAAGAAAAAGACAUAUUGGCAAUGACAUUGUAGCUUUGGUCUACCAGGAGGGUCAAACACCUUUUAUAUCUGAUAUUAUCAAGUCCCACUUCCUGCAUUGUUUCCUGGUGGUCCGCAGGGUUCAGAGGGAGGAGGGAACAGGUGAAGCUGCGUACCAGGUGUCUGUCACUGCCAGAGAGGAUGUUCCUCCCUUUGGUCCAGUCUUCCCAGAUCCUCCCAUCUUCACAGACCGCUCCCUGCUGAGAGAAUUCCUCCUGACCAAGCUCAUCAACGCAGAGAUUUCCUGCUAUAAGGCUGAGCGAUUCAGCAGACUGGAGCUCCGCACUCGUUCAUCACUCCUGGAGAGCUUGCAGGCUGAACUCUCCACCCGUUCGCAGUGCAUGAUUGGAGAUCCAUCAGUGUCUGCCCUCCCAAUUUCUGAGGGUGUGCGUGGAGCGACUGAAGGGAGCGGAGGUUUUAUUGAAAACUUUAAGAGAGCCAUCAGGGUGCGUAGCCAUUCUUUUGACACUCUUGGAGUACCAAGGAAGAUUGGGGGCAUCUCAUCACAGAAACCAAAGACAGAGAAAGAUGGAGAGAGUGACAAACCUCCAGGACCUCUGCCCACUGACAGUCUGGGAGCAGCUGAACUCAAGGAUAAAUUGAGUCUUCAAGAAGACACAUAAAAGGCAAAUGUUAAUUUGUAGAUUUUAGAUGUUAAUAUACAUAUAGACAUCACUAGCCUAUAUGUUUACUACCUUAUUAUCAUGGUGGAUGACUUAUAUAUGUAAAUAGAGAGUAAAAGUAAAUAGUAUUUCUGCAAAUAUAAUUAUUUUACUGUCAUAGCAGGGAUAUUUUAGAUUAAUUACAAUCUUUUGAAUUGUAUUUUAGUGAAAUGUACAACAUAUAAA
Molecule: messenger RNA, 1905 nt
Organism: Scomber japonicus (chub mackerel)
Lineage: Eukaryota; Metazoa; Chordata; Actinopteri; Scombriformes; Scombridae
Gene: rap1gapl
Product: RAP1 GTPase activating protein-like
Exons: 19
Coding region: 1-1680 (559 amino acids)
Biological process (GO): activation of GTPase activity; regulation of small GTPase mediated signal transduction
Cellular component (GO): cytoplasm
Molecular function (GO): GTPase activator activity
Source: RefSeq, a predicted model, not a curated record